Molecule: messenger RNA, 5559 nt
Organism: Loxodonta africana (African savanna elephant)
Lineage: Eukaryota; Metazoa; Chordata; Mammalia; Proboscidea; Elephantidae
Product: olfactory receptor 2AG1-like
Exons: 2
Coding region: 1438-2454 (338 amino acids)
Biological process (GO): detection of chemical stimulus involved in sensory perception of smell; G protein-coupled receptor signaling pathway
Cellular component (GO): plasma membrane
Molecular function (GO): G protein-coupled receptor activity; olfactory receptor activity
Source: RefSeq, a predicted model, not a curated record
AGCAUCUUGACACCUGCUAACAUACUAUAUAAUUUAUUUACAGUAUUUUAUUUCUUUUUUUCUCUAGAGUGUAAGAUCCAUGUUGGCAUGGAUAGUUGUCUAUUUUUUUCACUGCCGUAUUUUCAUCACUUAGUAUCUAGCACAGAGUAGGAGCUUAAUAAAUAUAAAUUGAAUGAGAAGAUGAAAAAUAAACCAAAUAGAACUGUGAAGGGAAGGAAAAAACGGGAAACCCAGUGUUAGUCGCAGUUAAUUGCCUCAUACUAAUUUACAUUUGGUGACAUAAUUAGCUGUUGGGGAAGGAAUAAGAGGGUCCUGUUUCCACAGCUCUCCUGAGACCCCCAUAAAUGUCACCACACACCAUGGCUUGGUGGCAGAUGGUCAUCCAGGGCAGAUGGGUACUAGCUGAGGCACAGUCACUAUGUGUUUAGCCAGGUAUCUGGAAACAAGCCAUCCAUGCUUCUUUUAAAGGUGAAGUGAACUCAGGGCCUCAGAGCUCAUUGAUUGAGAGAAGAAAGGAAUCAUGCUCAGGGGAUUUAUUAAGAUCCUGUUUUCUGGACCAGCAUUUCUAGGGAGAGAUCACUUCAGCAGGGGAGAAAUUUCCCUUUAAGUAGAGCCACUGAAUGGAGGGUCAAAGCCUUUGUCAUCUCAUAGAGAGGAAGAAAAGCCACUCCCAAGGACAGGUCCCUCUCUCACUAUGACCCCUAGGGACACUGCAGGCUCUCCACUGGGUCCUCUUCCCACAUCUUUUCACUUGGGUUUUUCCUUUAUUCCACUUUUCAUCUAGAGCCCAGUGGGAGUGGAAGCUUUUUAAAAAGUCUGAGCAUUGACCUUUUCCUGACAACUUCUUCAUAGCUAGAAAAAUUCCCUCAUAGGGUGACAGAAUCAGAGAGGCAGCUCAACCUAAUUCCUCACACAAAAGAGGAGACAGGCAGCUUCUUGUUCUCAGAAGUGUGGACUAUUCAGACUAAGCUGUCUAUAUCCCCCAGCGCAUUCCUAGUGAGGACCUGCAAAGCCAGAAGAAUGGAAGGGGCCCUGACUUGAUGAUCUCUGACACCUUCCCCUGGCUACUCUCCCCAGCACUGGUAGAAAAGCCACCUUCUUUACUCACCAAUUUCUGUUUACACAUCUUGGUCCCCCAGUCAAACUACAUAGUCUUCAGUGAAAUCUAGCAGCCAUAUCCCUUGCGCAUCUGAGGAGAAAAUGGAACAAGGAAGCAGAGAGAGGUCCAGAAUCAUUGAGCUAAUGGAACUCCCUUCACAUUGAAGAAAACAACAGGAGUAGGGAAGAAAUAUUCUCUGUUAAUAAUAUGUGAUCAGCACGUAUUUUACGGGUUAAUUCAUGAAUGAAAUAAUAUAGUAUGAUAUGAUAAACUGUGUAACUAACUCCUGAUAGCCAAAUGCUAUAACAUUGUAGCACCAGAAGGUCCCCAGUAACCACAUGAGAACUCCCUCACAUAGAUUUUGUGUAAUUCCAGAUAACCAAAGAAACCACAGAAUGGAGCUCUGGAAUUCUACCUUGGGAAGUGGCUUCAUCUUGAUGAGCAUUCUGAAUGAUAGUGGGUCUCCUGAACUGCUCUGUGCUACAAUUGCAGUCCUAUACAUGUUAGCACUGACCAGCAAUGGCCUCCUGCUCCUGGUUAUCACAGCAGAUGUCCGGCUCCACAUUCCCAUGUACUUUCUGCUCAGCCAGCUUUCUCUCAUGGACCUUCUGUUUGCAUCUGUAGUUACUCCCAAAAUACUUGUGGAUUAUCUGCGUGGGGAGAACACCAUCUCUUUUGGGGGCUGUGCUUUUCAGAUGUUUAUGGAACUUACACUUGGUGGUGCAGAGGACCUUCUAUUGGCCUUCAUGGCCUAUGACAGGUAUGUGGCCAUUUGCCAUCCUCUGAACUACACGGUCCUCAUGAGGCCAAGGGUCUGCUGGCUCAUGGUAGCUACAUCCUGGAUCACGGCGUCCAUGAAUGCUCUGAUACACACAUCAUACACCAUGCAGUUCCCUUUCUGCAGGUCCCGGGAAAUCAGCCACCUGCUCUGCGAGAUCCCACCUCUCCUGAAGUUGGCCUGUGCCGAUACCUCAAGAUAUAAGCUCAUGGUGUAUAUGAUGGGUGUAAUGUUUCUCGUGCCUCCCCUUGCUGCUAUUCUUGCUUCCUAUACAUUUGUCCUAGUUGCUGUCCUCCACAUGUCCUCAGGUGAGGGAAGGCAAAAAGCUCUUGUCACAUGCUCUUCUCAUCUGACCGUGGUAGGAAUGUACUAUGGAGCUGUCAUGUUUAUGUACAUCCUUCCCAGUUUCUAUCACAGUCCCCAACAGGACAACACCCUCUCUGUAUUUUAUGCUAUCAUUACUCCAACCCUGAACCCUCUUAUCUAUAGUCUGAGAAACAAGGAGGUGAUGGGGGCCCUCCAUAGGGUACUGGGGAGAUGUAUCUUUGUCCACAGACUACAGCUAUCUAACUUCUAGAUAAGACCAUAUAUCUUGGCCUUGAGCUAUCUCCUUCCACAUUUUCAAAAAUUCUAGAAAUCUACCAUACUAGGGAAGGCCCUAGUUUGGUCUUUGAGGCAUGACUUUGUUUCUAUCAGUUUUAUGUUUGUACAGCUGAAGAAACAUUCAUUUCUCUGAUCCACAUUCCAGGAUCUGGUUGAAAUUCCCUUUUAUUCUGAUAAAAAUUAUAUUAUUUUUUACUUCAUCUUUUCUUUUCCACCCCGACAACAGUCUUAACCCCAAUCACACAGGAUGUCAGCCAGAUUUUUUGGUAGUUCCAUUUAAAGCAAAAAGAGAGAAAGUAGACACUGUUGAACAAAGAUACAAAUGUUAGAUUUUACUAGUUCAUAGGGGCACAAUUUGUCAAUUUCUAGUGGGUGGUGUAGUGGUUAAGUGCUACAGCUGCUAACCAAGAGGUUGCAGUUCAAAUCCGCCAGGCUGCUCCUUGGAAACUGUACUGGGCAGUUCUACUCAGUCCAAUAGGUCGCUGUGAGUCAGAAUUGACUCGACGGCAGUGGGUUGUUUUUUUUUUUUUUAUUAGUGCGAAUGUAUAGUCAUGUAAUAUUAGAUUCUUUGCUCUGGACAGAUAUACCUAGGUCUACAGGUUUCUCCUCCCUCUUUGUUUUUAUUAUAUAUUUUUUAAAGAAAUAAAAAAUAGAAUCUCCUAAAAUCUAGAUUUUGCUCAUUACAUUCUUGUAGUGUUGUUUUACAGUGGCGUCACUAGGGGGCUGCAGACGGCACCUCUUGACACUGUCAGAGGGGCUGACACCAAAAUGACUCCAGGGUCUGCCGCUGACCAGGGCCAAGACAGCACCGCCACGUGCCAUGGAAGGGGUUGCCAAGGCAGUGGUGCCACUAGGUUUGGUGUUACCCAUCACCCAGUGCAGUAACUCGUCACCUUCCCACCCCAGCCUGUGAGGGUGUGAGCCCCUGGGUUGUGGUAAAGGGCAUCGGGGAGAAAGGACUGGUCUCCUUGGCCAAUGGGAGAGGAGAGGACUUGCAGGGAGCCUGGGGUGCAGGGCCCAGAGGGUGGCGGGCUGCAUGGGGCCUGGCCACUCUGCCCACCAGGUUGGGGAUUCACCACCUGGCCCUAUCCACUCUCCCACCCUGGGUGGGGUGGGGGCGAUGACACCAUAAAUUACCACACUGGGUGACACCAACCCUAGUGAUGCCACUUUUGUUUGACUUGUACUUCUGUCUCCUCUCUUGCCUGCAAAUUGACAAUGACAGCCAGAGGCUUGAUCAGAUUGCAGUUUUAUGUUUUGCAAGACUAAUUCAUAGAUGGUAUUGCAUGUACUUCCAUCAAGCAGCACAUGAUAUCUGGCUAUCUCUUUCUUUGUGGUGUCACCCUAGAUCCAUUACAUAAUUGGGAGUUGCAAACUGAUGAAAUUCUAAUUCCAUUAUUCCUUCUUUAUGUAUUAGUUGGAAUACUUAUAUAAAGAGAAAUUUCCCUUCAUUAGUUAUUGGUUAUCUUGAUGUACAGUUCUUUUAGAAAAACAAGAUAAAUGCUUGGUUCUUACCAUUUAUCCAUUUUCAAAAUAAUGAAUUGGUUUCCUAGCAUCAUCCAAAGUUGACUAGUGAGAUUUUUUUCUUUUAAAAAUAUCAUUAUAAACCCACAUCUGAUAUAUUUCAACCCAUUACAGUUGCCCUUCAUAUCAUUAUUCUUAUUAUCCCAACUUGGACCAGUGGGAGCCUCUUCAGCUUUACUCCUAAAUCAUUCUGAUGUAACCCUGGUAGUUAUAUUUAUGUUGAUAACUGUUUUGCUCUCUGGUAUGACAAGAUGUUCAGGAUCACUUUAUAUAUCUCCUGCCUCACACAUUGAUCAGCCAUUUGGAAGGAGCCCCUGUUUCUGUUUAGAGAGAAAUGCUAUGUAGAGACAACAAUCUGGCCUUUAAUGAUGCUAAAAUUGCUCAGUGUUUCUAGGCCUUUUUGGAGGACAUACUAAAGGGCAUCAUGAGUUCACACUGAUACUUCUGAUUCAGUGGGUCACUUAACUUCAUGAUCUUCUUUUUCCCAUACAAAUAUUCCUGUUACUGAUUCCAGCAACAUAGCACUCGGUUGUUUUUGUCUUAAAAUACGUAUGUCUAAGAAUAAAAAUGCCAGUACUGUCAUGAUGUCAUGAUUACUGGGAAGAGGUUUAGAUUUUUUUUUUCCUUUGGGUAUAUCCCAUUGAAGAGGUACAUAUGUAUUUCUGUGUUUGAAAGUCAAAGCUACUUGAAGUAGUUUCUCCCUCAUCUGAUUAUGCCACCAACUGGAUAUAGAGCUAGAUUAAUUAAUUUCAUUUUUCUUUCAAAAUUUUGGGCUUGCUUUUUUAAAGUUAAAUUUUGUUUUAUAAUUAUUUAAAUAUAUUCUUGAUUAAAAAUUCAAUUUAUGAAGCAAAACCCAAUAAAGAAGUCUACCUGUUAUCCCUGUUUUCUCCAUCCUAUUUACUUUCGCUUCCUCUACUUCAUUUCCAGUAUACUGUAUAUGUAUACUGUUUGUAUUAUAACUAUUCAUUGAAAUUUCAUGAGGUUGUGUUUGUGAGUUAACACGUGGCCGAUAUUUGUGAAUUUUGUAUGUGCAUUUGGAGUAAUUUUUUUAUUAUUACUAUGGUAGCUUACAGUUUGAGAUAUAUUUAUGUAUAUGUGUGUGUGCGUAUAUAUAUAUGUAUAUAAUCUACCAUAUUGAUUAUACGUUUAGGCCUACUUUACUCUUAAUAAUUUUUUGUCCAUUUGAUCAAACUUGAAUUGGGAAAGGUGUAUUAAAAUUUUUUCUUUUACGAGUUUCUGGCUAUUUAUUGCUCCUCCUGUAAAGUCUGCUUUGUAAAGUUGUUGUUGCAUUAUUGGCUUCAUAAAUAUUAAUUCUUGUAGCCUUUAAAUUGUAAAGCUAUAAGCAGGACAAAUAUUAUCUCCAUUUCACAGGACUACAGACUGCUAAGUGGUACAAGAGGUUAGAGAAUCUUAAGACAAGACCAAGAUUAGAGACCCAGCUUACUUCAGUUCUGUUUAGUUUAGACAAGACACUUAAUCUCUGUGACUUUCAGUUUAUAUUUCUACAAUAUGGAAGCAGUAUAAUAGUUACUAUAAUUCUGUCCCAUCUGUUCAG